AUGCAUAUCUCGUCAGGCCGUGUCCUGGGCCUCUGGGCUCACCACGCACGCGAUUGCCUGCAGCUGCGCACCCAGUCAGGGCCCUUCGCAGCAGCAGCAGCAGCAGCAGCGUCGGCAGCAACAGCAUCAGCGGCUGCUGCGGCGCGAGGCUUCCUUGCGUGCGUGGCCAGUGCCCCCCCGUUAUGCUCCAUGAAGCGUUUCUUCUCUGUGGGGCCCCUGGGGCCCCACGGCUUCGUGGAGGAGCCCCUCAACGCCGCCGCCUCGCCCCCGACCAACAGCAGCAGCAGCAGCAGCAAUGAGGGCACUGUGGUGAUCGGCAACCACAGCAACGCGCCCAAAGCCCCGCGCAAGACCACGGGGCUGCACAAGCUGUGCGACUUGGGGGCGCCUCUUGCGGAAUUCAUGGGGCGGCCGCAGGCAUCUCGGGUGGAAGUGACAAAGUUCAUUUGGUCUUAUAUAAAAGAGAAAGGACUUCAAAAGAAAGAAAACAAAAGAAUAGUUGUGGCUGACGAGCGGCUGCUGCCGCUGCUGCAGAAGAGCGAGCUCUCCAUGUUCGACCUCAACAAAGUGCUCAGCAAACACAUACACAACACGCCCAGCGCUGACAAGCAGCAGCAGCAGCAGCAGCAGCAGCAGCAGCAGCAGAAACAGCAGCAGCAGCACCUGCACCCGCAGGAAAUGAGCGGAGACAACCGAAUUUUGCAGCCACAUCGCAAGCAGCAGCUGCAGCAGCAGCGGCACCCUCCGCGCACCGACUGCAGCACCUGCUGCAGUGGCAGCUGCAGCAGCAGCUGCGUUUCAACUGCAGCCCAAACUGCAGUGGAAGCUGCAGCAACAGCUGCAGUAGCGACUGCAGCCCAAACUGCAGUGAAAGCUGCAGCAGCUGCUGCAGUAGCGACUGCAGCAGCCGCCGCAGCAACUGCAGUAGCGACUGCAGCAGCCGCCGCAGCAGCAGCUGCAGUAGCGACAGCAGCAGCUGCAGUAGCGACUGCAGAGCCGCCGCAGCAGCAGCUGCACUAG
Eimeria tenella is the source of this 1020-nucleotide messenger RNA. Its product is annotated as SWIB/MDM2 domain-containing protein, putative. NCBI's taxonomy places the organism in Eukaryota, Apicomplexa, Conoidasida, Eucoccidiorida, Eimeriidae. The record is from RefSeq and is a predicted model, not a curated record. Gene Ontology annotation, cellular component: nucleus. The coding region runs from base 1 to 1020 and encodes 339 amino acids. The transcript is spliced from 2 exons.